Messenger RNA from Atta colombica, 3524 nucleotides. Its product is annotated as RNA-binding protein fusilli-like. Lineage: Eukaryota; Metazoa; Arthropoda; Insecta; Hymenoptera; Formicidae. Bases 192 to 2735 code for a protein of 847 amino acids. Gene Ontology annotation, molecular function: mRNA binding. Gene Ontology annotation, biological process: regulation of RNA splicing. The record is from RefSeq and is a predicted model, not a curated record. The transcript has 10 exons. Gene Ontology annotation, cellular component: ribonucleoprotein complex; nucleoplasm.
AGGAAAGGAGAAGGAGAGGGAGAGUAUGUCGUGCGUGGCGAAUAAUCAGUGAACGAUCAGUGAUAGGGACGCGUCGGGACGUCGCGCGAGUGCGUCAAAGAACAGCAACAACGGAAGAGGGAGGAAGAGAGAGAAAUCAGACUCGGGUAAGAAUCCAUUUUGGAGCCGCCAGGUGCGCUCCUACGGGAACGAUGACGGGAACGAGAAUGAUGGGAGGAACUGGGGGAGGAGGAGGAAGUAAUUCGCAAAAUAUCCUGGUCACUCUGUACGUGACAACUGCCGGACUCCAAGGAAACGCGCUCGGCUCCGACGAAGAGGAGAUCACGCUGCUCGUUUACGUGCUUAUCGAUGAGCUGCAGAAUAAGGUGCUGGGCAGGCAGCAAUACAUCGUGCGACCGAUGGUAAUGGAGGAGAAUUGCACGCCCGGGACUGGUAGCGACAACCCAGCGAUUGCCGGAAGUAGCGGGAUCAUUAGCGAGGCCGCGCUGGCACACGCGCCAGCCUUGACCGAACGAAACCUCCGGGAGUACGGAAUUCCUCUGCAACAAGCUAUCGAAAAGUUUGAGAUUUGGUGGAGCUCGAUGCCUGGCGUAACUUCCGAUCUUAAGCCAAGAUUUGUUGUGGACGGUCAGGCAUCCAUGAGACAAUGCUUGCAUCCGGAGACUUGCAAUAAGGACAUCGAGCUACCGGAACAUUACAACUAUUUCCAUGAUCUCCGAAAGGACUUUGUAGAAUGCUAUUCGUCUCAUGGGGAGCUGUCGACCCUUGGAGUGCAAGAAAUGUUGCAAUAUUUCGGAAUGCCAUCAGAUACUGACAAUGAUUUUCACGUCAAAGAAAUACAGGAUAUGGUCAAUGUGAUACAGAGGAUGAUCAAGGACGGUCACAUUUUCAAAAAUCCAGAAGUAGUUAACAUUAUCCUAGAACCUGGUAUAUGUUCUAAGGAUGAGGAGGUGGACAAUGAUUGCGUAGUAAGAGCGCGCGGUCUUCCUUGGCAAUCUUCAGAUCAAGACAUUGCCAAGUUUUUUCGUGGGCUAAAUGUCGCAAAGGGUGGUGUAGCUCUUUGUUUAAGUCCUAUGGGAAGGCGUAACGGCGAGGCAUUGGUACGGUUUAUUAAUAAAGAACACAGAGAUAUGGCGCUGAAGCGGCAUAAACAUCAUAUGGGUACACGAUACAUAGAGGUUUACAAGGCCUCCGGAGAGGAUUUUGUUGGCGUUGCUGGUGGUACAAGCGGGGAAGCACACGCUUUUCUGUCACGCGGGGCUCAAGUCAUCGUUAGAAUGAGGGGCUUGCCCUACGAUUGUGUUGCUAAACAAGUGCUGGAAUUUUUUCAAUCUGGACAAAAACCAUGCCAAGUGUUGGAUGGUGAGGAUGGUGUGCUAUUUGUAAAGAAGCCAGACGGUAGAGCAACAGGUGACGCCUUCGUAUUAUUUGCGAAAGAAGAGGAUGCGGUGAAAGCCUUGAGCAAGCACAGAGACUGUAUCGGCAGCCGUUACAUAGAACUUUUUCGAAGUACAACCGCGGAAGUGCAACAGGUCCUAAAUAGGGCGACAGAUCCGAAACAAGUAAUUUUACCACCACCACCUAUCGCGCAACUUCCACCCUUACUUCCUCAACAUAUCAUAACGUCCGGUACGCGCAAAGAUUGUGUGAGACUUCGUGGUUUGCCGUAUGAAGCACUUGUCGAACACAUUUUGGAAUUUAUGGGAGAACAUUCUAAAAAUAUCGUCUAUCAGGGUGUUCAUAUGGUAUACAAUGCUCAGGGUCAACCGUCUGGCGAGGCAUUUAUUCAAAUGGACAGCGAGGCAUCGGCAUACGCAUGCGCGACACAGCGGCAUCAUCGAUACAUGAUCUAUGGCAAGAAGCAGCGAUACAUCGAAGUAUUCCAGUGCAGCGGCGACGACAUGAAUCUGGUAUUGACAGGUGCGGUAACACCGCCGUCGACCAAGGCACUACUAUCACCCGGUACGUUGACCACACAGUCCCCCGCGACCUUGACACAUCCGCCUGCGCCAACACCGGUGCCGGUACCGGUACCAACCGCGCAGCCGCCGCCGCCUCCAUCACCCUUGUGGGACAUUCACGCUCUGGUACAGGCCCAAGCCGCUCAGGCCGUUCAGGCGCAGGCUCAGGUGGCGCAAGCGCAAGCCGCCCAGGCGCAAGCUAUCAGGAAUCAAGACCUAUGGUUGAUGGCCUUGGCAUCGAAUCCGUCUCCUACCUCAACUACUCAUUCACCCACUUCGGCAGUCGCCGCCGCUGCCGCUGCCGCCGCCGCUACGAGCAAAUCCCUAGCUUUACCAGGUCCGAAUCCAGUAGUUCAGACAGCCCAACUCCCCUACGCGGUAGCACCCCCGGCAGCUGCAGCAGCUGCUGUUGCGGCCGCUGCGGCUCUUCAUGCACCACCAACAACUCCGGCAGCAGCGGCGGCGGCCGCGGCGGCUGCGGCGGCUACGCCAUUUUUGCUCUUUAACGUUCCCCAUCAUUCCCGUAUUCCUAUUCUGCGGGCACCGGCGCCACAUGGGCUGUUAACGCCUAUCAUGCCCACCGCGCCAACCUUGAACCCGGCCGCGAUAAUGGGUCUGAAGCGAACGUGGGACGCUGCUUUCCCCGCUGACGCGACAGCGGGUACCGUUGCUGCAAAACGUACUUGGCAUACACCGGCAGCGGCGUUUCACGCGCCAGCUCCGACCGCGGCUCCAGGCUUGCCUUACCCAGCUCAGUUUUAUCCCCAGAUCUGAUGCGUUGCUGCAUCAAUCUCUAGUUUCGUUUUAUAGACUCUUCCUUGAGUUCCAUGCAAGAAAAAUGAAAACAUUUGCCUCGAUUUCUCCAUUAAACGAGUAAGAAUUUGUUAUUCGCGUGGAAAUACGUAUGCUACGCGGGAAUCGCCGUGUUACCGACAAUACGACUUACUUUUAACGGAUUUAUGUACAUUCUUAGCGAGUAAGCGUUGUAAUUAUUCGCGAUAUCUACGACAUUCCGUUUCAUAUUCCAUGCAAGUCUGGCAGAACGUCAUUUACAACGUUUGCCCAGUUGAUAAAAUGUACCUAAUGUUUAGGAAUGCUUGGUACAAAUUCGGGCGUUACUUACACGACGGUACUUAACUCACAAGACGGUUUAUUUUUCUUAUCCUAAUGCAUUUAAGCAGCAAGUUUAAUCUUGGUAAGCAUGUUAAUUGUACUGAUAGUGGUAUAUAAAAUUCCAUUUAGCGUGCGUACAUGUUCUUUCAUAAUCGCGUGUUCACGAAGUACUUGUGGAAGAUCGUGCAGAAAACGCUCUUCUAUGUGAGCGUAACGAAGUGCCUUAUUUAAUGCAAUGUGAACACGAAGUACUUUGUCUAGUUCUCGGAAUUCUAUGAUCUACGCGCUCCUUUUUAUAUAUCCUUACACACACACACACACACACACACACACACACACACACACACACACGCGCGCGCGCACGCACGCACGCACGCACGCACGCACGCACGCACGCGCGCGCGGAUCAGGAUCUGAUAAGUUUUGACAAAGCGCUCAUAUGCAGAUAAA